Messenger RNA from Williopsis jadinii, 1131 nucleotides. RefSeq names its product fatty acid elongase ELO3 (gene ELO3). NCBI's taxonomy places the organism in Eukaryota, Fungi, Ascomycota, Saccharomycetes, Phaffomycetales, Wickerhamomycetaceae. The record is from RefSeq and is a predicted model, not a curated record. Gene Ontology annotation, biological process: very long-chain fatty acid biosynthetic process; fatty acid elongation, saturated fatty acid; fatty acid elongation, polyunsaturated fatty acid. Gene Ontology annotation, molecular function: fatty acid elongase activity. Gene Ontology annotation, cellular component: endoplasmic reticulum membrane. The coding region runs from base 30 to 1037 and encodes 335 amino acids. The transcript has a single exon.
CACAGAUCGAAAACAAGAGCCCAGACACCAUGGAAAUGGAAAUGGAAGUUGAGGCAGCGGCCGCUGCCUCAUUCAUUGAGAUUGUUGAGGAUGUAGCACCGGGGUAUUUAUCCUAUAUCAACGCGAACACGCCGGCAUUCUUCCAAGUUGGAGUUCCUUCCAUAAAGAGACCGUUUGGAGUCCACCUUUGGCCGUUGUUCAACCAGCUCGUGUCCACCAUCAGUGGUGGUAAGUUUGUGCCGGAUGAGUUCCACUACGUUGAGGGCGAGACGUUCAUGAGCACACCGUUCGAAGUUGCUGUUGUUAUUGGGUUGUACUACUUCAUCAUCACCUUUGGACAAGUUGUCUUCAAGAACUUGACGGCCUGGAAGCUUAACUAUCCAUUCCAGCUGCACAAUUUGGUGUUGACCACUGUUUCCGGAGUGCUGUUGGCUCUGCUGUUUGAACAGAUCUUCCCGAUUGUUGUGGAGCACGGUGUGUUGUACUCCGUGUGCUCUCCAAACUCGUGGUACCAGAAAGUUGUUGUCAUUUACUACUUGAACUACUUGACCAAAUACCUCGAAUUUGUCGAUACCUUCUUCCUCGUUGUUAAGAAGAAGAAGAUCAUCUUCUUGCACGCCUACCACCACGGUGCCACUGCUUUGCUCUGUUACAUCCAGUUGAACGGUGAAACGUCCGUGUCAUGGGUCCCAAUCCUGUUGAACUUGGGUGUCCACGUCAUCAUGUACUGGUACUAUUUCCUCGCUGCCAGAGGCAUCAGGGUCUGGUGGAAGCAAUGGAUCACCAGAUUCCAAAUCAUUCAAUUCAUCUUGGACUUGAUCUUUGUCUAUUCCACCACAUACACCUUCUACGCCGACAAGUACUCUCGUGAGUGGGGCAUCUGGAUUCCAAACAUGGGUACCUGUUAUGGAACCCCAUUUGCUGCCAGCACCGGAUGUUUGAUCUUGUCCAGUUACUUGGUGUUGUUCAUCAUGUUCUACAUCAGUAUCUACAAGAAGACACCAGCGGCCAAGAAGGAUUCUAAGAAGACCAAAUAGAUCGAUUAGACGACGCUUCCUGUCCCAAAUAUACAAAAAGAAGCAAAGCACUUAUACAUAUUGAUGGUGUAAUAAUAAUGUAAUAAUCUCGCAA